Molecule: messenger RNA, 1717 nt
Organism: Symbiodinium necroappetens
Lineage: Eukaryota; Dinophyceae; Suessiales; Symbiodiniaceae
Source: the annotation of a GenBank genome assembly
AUGUUACCAUCAAUGAAGCCGCACGCUCGCGUGCUGAUUUUGGCUGCCUGUUGCGCCGCCUCGUGGACCUUCAAGUUGACCGAGAGUCCCAUCCAGCUGACCGACUCCAAGAACGAAACCGCCAAAAGGAUGAUUGAGGAGGUGGUGUCCGAAAACAUGCAGAGGGACAUGCACGACAUCAACGGGCUUCCGAACCCUGAGGGGGACAAUGAGAGCGAGAGCAAGGCGGGCUUUGGCGAGCUUGCAAAAAACCUGGAGUUCUUGCUCUUGAAGGUCGCACAGCUCGAGACGGUGGCCGAGAUGCAUGAGGCAGCGAUCCAAGAGCAAGCCAAGGUGAUCCAAGCACAACAACAAGAAAUCAAUACCUUGAAGGGUGAAAGUCAAAAAGAUGGAGCCGUCUUGCUGGAAAUGGAGCACCAGGACGCCCAGACACGAUUGAAUGAGGCCCAGGCCCUGGCGAAGAGAGUGAUGCUGAAGCAGACACGUCAACGACAGACGCGUAAUUUCCACGAAGGUCUCCCUGCGGACGAGCCGCACUCAUCGGAUGUUGAGGAAUCGGGGGUAAACUUGGCGGCCGAGAGCGCGUCGUCCUCUGAGCAAGAGUCUGCAAGUUGGCCGUGGAAGCACCGCAGAAGAAGAUGGAACCCAGUGCAUAUUGUGAAAAGCGUAGCCGAAACGAUGGCUGACGGCUAUGCGGCUGCAAAGGACAAGGCAAAGUGGGUACGCGAGAACACCAUCAAUACAGUGGAGAAGGCCGUCAAAGUUCUCACCCAAGGCUUCUCAGAUUUUGGUGCUUCCUGUCCACACUCGACACUUCCUCGUAUCACAAGCUUCACUUCUCAUGGGCUGUACAUCGACUUUGGAAAGCUUUAUUGCAAAAUCUCGCUCAUAGGGCAGAGCACUCCGUUGUUCGGAUUCAACUUCGGAUCAAAAUCCACAGCGCUGCCUCCUGCACUAAAGACAGCUGCUACCAUUGGUGGUGAGCUCACAAGCUGCACGACAACUGGGAGAAGUGCUAUGCGUUGCCUCAGCGACAAGACCACAGACGUGAUGUCUUGGGACUCCGUAAACACGAUUGGCGAUUGGAUCAUCAACCCCAGUCACGGUGUGCCCUCCUUGGCGACCGUGGCUAAGCUGGGUGUUGAGCUCGGGAGCUGCAUGCAACAAGGGUUCCAACUUUUCCGAUGCAUCAGUGACAAGGCGACGGGCAUGAUGUCCUGGGGCUCCGUAAAGACGAUCGGCGGAUGGAUCCUUAACCCUACCCACGGCAUGCCCUCCUUGGCGACCGUGGCCAAACUGGGUGGUGAGCUCGCGAGCUGCACACAAACUGGGCCCGGUAUUAUGCGUUGCCUCAGCGACAAGACCACCAACGUGAUGUCCUGGGGCUCCGUAAAGACGAUCGGCGGAUGGAUCCUUAACCCUACCCACGGCAUGCCCUCCUUGGCGACCGUGGCCACACUGGGUGGUGAGCUCGCGAGCUGCACACAAACCGGGCCCGGUAUUAUGUCUUGCCUCAGCGAAAAGACCAUCGACGUGAUGUCCUGGGGCUCCGUAAAGACGAUCGGCGGAUGGAUCCUUAACCCUACCCAUGGCAUGCCCUCCUUGGCGACCGUGGCCAAGCUGGGUGGUGAGCUCGCGAGCUGCACACAAACUGGGUGGGGUAUUCUGCGUUGCCUCAGCGAAAAGACCAUCAACGUGAUGUCCUGGGGCUCCGUAA